AUGUGGUUCUGGGCACACAUCGGCUUCAUCUACACGGUUGGGCGGCUUCCUAUCGACGACACGGCAACCCCUUUGCCCGCGAGGGACAUCUUCACGUUCUUGAGCGCACAGGACUGCAUCAACUUUCUCCGCUUUUCUCGAGAACAGAUCAUCAUCACGGUGCAGCACCUCUGUGUGCCAGACAUGAUUCGGACAGACUGUGGGUACGUCAUCGCUGGGCGUACGGCACUCUGCGUGCUGCUGUAUCGGCUGGCUUUCCCGUGCCGGUACAAGGACAUGCGCUUGAUAUUUCACAGGUCGGAUUCAUGUCUCUGCGAAACCUUCAACUACAUGCUGCACUUCAUGAAUGAGACGUGGGGGUCGAUGCUGACCCUAGAUUUAGGGAGGCUGGUACCGCGGCUGGACUUUUUCGCAGAGAGGCUACAGACAUGGGGUUGUCCCCUGCCCAACUGCUGGGCGUUCAUCGACGGCACCGUGCGCGCUAUCUGUAGGACGAUACGAGAGCAACGCGCGUUCUUCAACGGACACAAGCGCUACCACGCGAUUAAGCUCCAGAGUGUUGUCACUCCGGACGGCAUCAUGGUAGACCUCUUUGGGCCGGAGCUGGGCACUCGGCAUGACGUCCACCUGUUGCACGAGUCUGGUGUGCUCGUGAUGUGCCAAGAACACAUGAACAGUGCAUCUGGAGACCCGUACGUCGUCUACGGGGACCCCGCGUAUGGCAUGAGUACCCACCUCAACUGCCCGUACUCCGCGGAGGCGUAUGGUCCCCUAUCGGCGGGUAUGAUUGAGUUCAACAAGCAAAUGAGUGCAUGCAGAGUCGCCGUGGAGUGGGUAUUCAAGGAGAUGACGUCGAAGUGGGCAUUCGUUGCGCUCAAGAACCAACAGAAGCAUCUUCUGAGCCCCAUAGGGGUACGUACAGUACAUCCACAGCUGCUUGAACGGGGGCAACGAGAUCUCCCAGUUUUUCGAGUGCCCACCGCCGUCGUUAGAGGAGUACCUGGGUGUUGCGUAAGAUUGUAUGCAGAACGCGUACUGUUCCCAUUCGUGUGUGGUCGCGGUAUCGCCACGAUGAAUGGUCGGCGUACGACUACUACUGUGCUCUGGUGA
This is a messenger RNA of Ectocarpus siliculosus, 1110 nucleotides long. The record is from the annotation of a GenBank genome assembly. Lineage: Eukaryota; Phaeophyceae; Ectocarpales; Ectocarpaceae.